AUGCAUAACUCUAGACCAACUCACUAUGAUGUAGCUAAUGAUUCUACGUCCUUGCUGGAUUACUUUUUGCUUAGUGAUGCCUCUUGUAAUGUCGUUUCUCAUCAGGUUCAGUGCCAAUCAAUAUCGGAUCAUGCCCUAAUAUUUGGUUCCUUCAAUUUUAAUACCACAUCACAUAGAAAAUAUAUUGAAUAUAGGGACUAUAACAACAUAGAUUGGAACGGAAUAUUUUCAUGUCUUUCUAAUUUUAAUUGUGAUCCUUUACUUAACUCUACUUGUGUUGAUAUUAAGUGUGACUAUUUCUCCUCUCUUGUUGCUGAUCUUUUUGCAUAUGUUCCGAUUGUAAAGAAGCGUAUCUGGGUUAAUUGUGAUUCUUGGAUGAAUUCUCAUGCUAUAUCUGUGGCUAGAUCUUUAAGAGAUAUGGCUUAUGCUACAUAUCGGUCUGAUCGUUCUAUUGAAAACUGGAGUAUGUACUGUAGACUUCGUAAUAAGGCUAAAAGUGUUAUUAGGAGAGAAAAGAGGAAGUAUUUUUUGCAACUUUUUGGUGGACUUGAUACGGCUGGCUUAUGGCGUGUUCUACGGAAUUCGGGAUGUGCUGGAGAUAGUAAUAAUAUGACAUGGGAUGGUGAUGUUGAUAGUUUAAACGAAUUUUUUGCAGGAGGUCAUGAUUCUAAUAAUAAUGUUGAAUAUAAUCUUGAUAAUGUUCAUAAUUAUAAUAACACUUUUUCAUUCCGCUGUGUGGAUGAAUUAGAGGUUGCUGAGGCCCUGAGUAAGGUGAAGUCUGGUUCAAUUGGUCCUGACUGUAUUCCUAUCAAAUUUCUCAAACUUAUUUUUCCUCAUGUUUCUAUAUUAUUACUUGAUUUGAUUAAUUACAUUUUCUUAACAUCCAGAUUUCCAGUCUCUUGGAAAACUGCACGUGUUGUACCCAUUCCUAAAUCUAAAACUGUGAAUACUCCUGAUGAUCUUAGACCCAUCUCUAUUUUACCAGCGCUGUCUAAAGUUGUUGAGCAUCUCAUUAACAGUCAGAUGCUUCACUCGGUCAUUGAUAAUAUUUAUCAAUUGCAAUAUGCAUUCCGGUGUGGUUUUAGCACUACGUAA
Lucilia sericata (common green bottle fly) is the source of this 1095-nucleotide messenger RNA. RefSeq lists its product as uncharacterized. NCBI's taxonomy places the organism in Eukaryota, Metazoa, Arthropoda, Insecta, Diptera, Calliphoridae. The transcript has a single exon. The record is from RefSeq and is a predicted model, not a curated record. The coding region runs from base 1 to 1095 and encodes 364 amino acids.